AUGAGUCCCGACAAGUCGCCCUCUGCGUCCAAGCAAUUUAGAAAACUCGGCCCCGGCCAGCGCGUGUCGCGGGCCUGUCUCCACUGCCGCCAACGCAAAUCUAGGUGUGAUCUAGAUAGUGGUGGGAAUCCAGGCACGCCGCCUUGCCAACGAUGCGUUCGCGAGGGUCGAGACUGUGUCUUGGGAUCCUCGAAUCGCGGAGGACGGCGCAUCCGCAAGAGCAAGAUCAUCAAUCUGGCCGUCGGCGGGACUAUUAAUAUAAAUGAUAACAUCGACGACGGCGAAUCAAUCACACAGCAACCCACCAAAGACCCCUCCUCGGCAUAUUCCGAGAGUCAAUCGUUGCCGGCUUCAUCUCGCUACUCCGUUGCCGACAUCAACGCCAGCCCAGCCGGCAAUCCGCCGGAGUCGGCUACUGCAGAAGACGACGAUGCGGCGUCGACCUCGGACAGCGCCAUUGACUCAGGGGUUCCCCGAAACCCAUCUGAUGCAUGGCAGUGUUUAACGGGGAUAGCGAAACGGGGUGGUGCUGGUGGUGAGACUGGGGUAGCUGGGCAUGCUGCUCGCUUAUCACAGAACCUACCUCGUGUGCCUGAGGAUGCAUUUACUGAUAACGGACUGCACGUUGCUCCUCGACCAACAAACUCGGGUAUUCGAGCAUACAAGCUGGUUCAGAACGGCUCCCUGGAUUCAGAGCUGAUUUUCCAGCUUAUCAGACGAUAUGAAGAGCAUUUCCACCCCUAUCAGCCGCUUGUUCCUAGGAAAUACUUUGACCGCGCUGCUCUUGACGCGUUUGCCUCGACUGAAAAGCAUUUACUUACUGCAGUGCUUACGAUUGCAUCGAAGGACCUGGUUGAUACCCCGCAUAUCCACGAGUAUUGCUCCAAGUACAUGCAUGAAUUGAUCUCGGGGAUUGCUGCUGGAGCAGACUGCGAUGUAGAGGCUGUUGAGGCUUUGAUACUGCUCGCAGAAUGGGAACCUCAGGGUCUGCGUCCAAACGUCGAACGCGUCGGUAGGGGCGAAGAAGAUCGCGCUGCUUGGAUGCAUGUCGGUCUCGCCCUGCGUUCCGGCUACUUUCUCGGUCUAGACCGUACAUCAUUCAGGGGGGACCCUAGUUCAGAGGACUGUGAUGCGCGCAAGCGGCUAGCGUGGACGAGCUGUUACAUCUCAGAUCGACUGAUCUCAGUGCGAAUUGGAAGGGCGUUUUGGUCUCGAGGACCGGGCCCUAUGACGGGGUUUGUCAGCCAGGAUUUUCCUUCCCUCCAACCUGUGCAUGAAGGCGAUGAGGAUUAUGCGAAAAUCAUCCAGGCCACUUUAGAUCUAACGCAGCUGUAUGGAAACGUGCAUGAGAUAUUAUACUCGGGCAUGCGAACGAGCAACCAGAUGAUGCUCAUGGGGGAUUAUAUCAAGUAUGCUGAUGAUUUCCGAACCGCCAUCUCUCGGUGGAAUCGUACAUGGGGCAAUUUAGACUGCUCUCCUCGCAUAAAGGUCACUUUACAAAUGUCCUACGAGUAUCUCAGACUCUACACCAACGCGUUCGCUUUCCAAGCCGCCAUUUCGCAAGCGAUGGUCCGGAAACCGAAAUCGGGUGACCAGCAUUCCCAAAGGGAACAUCUGAGAGCAACAUUUAGCAAUGUGGCAUCCAUGUCUGAUGCCCGUUUUAUAUACGAAUCACUCGAUGCGGCAAAGUCGUAUUUGGAUAUCCUCGUCAGCACACUCAACCCGGAACAACAUUUACGUUUUAUGCCGCUCCGUUUUUACCUAUAUAGCAUUUACGCGGCGGUGUUUCUUUAUAAGGCCCGCUCCUUCGGUGUUCUAGCCCCUGCCGAGGAAAUCGCCGUUCGCGAUUUAGUAUCACGGACAACCGAGCAACUACAACGCGCAAGCGCUGGCCCUGACGAUAUGGGUUCGCGAUACGCACGUCUUCUCGAGCUUUUAUGGAAACCACACGCAGCUACUGCUAUAGCUUCUUCCCCCAAAUCCCGGCGAAACAAUCACAGCGAAAUCUCCAUCCCCAGUCUCACCAACAUUCCCGACCAGCAACCUCAGCAAAUGCACUUUAGCCCAGCCAAUGACUUUUCCUGGCUCGAUCUCGGUGCAGUAGGUGACUAUGUCUCUGGCGAUCAAAUGACGGCAGCAGGGAUUCUGGGAUACGAUGGCCUUGUCAACGAGCUCAAACAACUCGACCAAACACUGCGCAUCUCGAUCCACCAGGUAGAUGUCGGCGAGGCCGGCCAAAUUGAGCGUAUGUUCACCGAAAUCGACGCGCAGCAUGGCCAACGACCAGACAUUCUCGUUUCAAAUGCGGGUUAUGGAAAACGCGUUCCGCAGGUGUGGGAUAUUACACUUGAGGAGUUUGAUUAUACCAUUCAGGUGAAUCUGCGAGCCUCGUUUAUUCUAGUCAAAGGCGUCGUGGAGAGGAUGAAGAGCCAGCGAUGGGGUCGCAUAGUUUUCAUGUCCUCGAUUGCCGGAUACGGUGGGGGAAUUAACGGGUGUCACUACGCUGCCUCAAAGGCCGGAAUGACGGGCAUGAUGCGCAACCUCUCAACCCGCCUGGCUGAGUUCAAUAUCAGCGUCAACGACGUCUCGCCGGCCAUGAUUGGCGACACGGGCAUGAUCCCCAGCGCCACUGCGAUUGCUGGCACCGAGACCCCGCUGGGGAGACUGGGGGUGCCGCAAGAAGUCGCCAAUGUAGUCACCAUGCUGGUUACAACGGGGUACAUGACAGGGCAGAGUUUGCUGUUAGCAGGGGGGCUGAAGUAA
This is a messenger RNA of Talaromyces proteolyticus, 2763 nucleotides long. RefSeq lists its product as uncharacterized. Bases 1 to 2763 code for a protein of 920 amino acids. Gene Ontology annotation, biological process: DNA-templated transcription; regulation of DNA-templated transcription. The record is from RefSeq and is a predicted model, not a curated record. Gene Ontology annotation, molecular function: zinc ion binding; DNA-binding transcription factor activity, RNA polymerase II-specific; DNA binding. The transcript is spliced from 7 exons. NCBI's taxonomy places the organism in Eukaryota, Fungi, Ascomycota, Eurotiomycetes, Eurotiales, Trichocomaceae. Gene Ontology annotation, cellular component: nucleus.